Dentiscutata erythropus is the source of this 366-nucleotide messenger RNA. NCBI's taxonomy places the organism in Eukaryota, Fungi, Glomeromycota, Glomeromycetes, Diversisporales, Gigasporaceae. The record is from the annotation of a GenBank genome assembly.
AUGCUGAAUACCUAUACUAAAUUAUUACCUCAUAGGCAAAAUUAUGUAUUUAAGAUUUAUAAUGAAGUAGAAAAAUAUGUUAUCUCCAGUACACCUGAUAAAGAGUGUCAAAAAGAUAAUUUUCUUGAUCUAAUAACAAAAAAUAAUGAACUUAAUGAAUGUGAAAAGAAUUAUUGCCGAGAAAUGUUCAUAUGUAAUUAUGAAUUGCAUAAUGUAAUUCACAAAUUCGGUGAGCCUAUAACAUGUAAAAAUUGUAAAUUUGCAAGAUAUUCUGUCAGAUAUUGUGAAGUCUGUAUUAAACAAUACUUACAAAAAUCCUUUGGAACCUGGACAUCUGAAAAUAGAAUUGUUGAUGAAUUUAUUUAA